Molecule: messenger RNA, 1340 nt
Organism: Xylaria bambusicola
Lineage: Eukaryota; Fungi; Ascomycota; Sordariomycetes; Xylariales; Xylariaceae
Product: neutral protease 2-like protein
Exons: 5
Coding region: 1-1026 (341 amino acids)
Biological process (GO): proteolysis
Molecular function (GO): metalloendopeptidase activity
Source: RefSeq, a predicted model, not a curated record
AUGAAGUUCCUUGCCAAUCUCGCUCUCUUAGCCUCUCUGGCUAGCGCUGCCUCCAUGGGCAAGCGUUCCCAACCUCUCGAUAUCCAGAUCGAGCAAGUAGGCAACUCUGUUGUUAAGGCUACCAUCACCAACACUGGUGCCGAGGACCUGAGGCUGUUGAAGACUGGUGGCCUCCUGGACUCUGCUCCUGUUGAGAAGGUUAAGGUCUUCCAGGGCAACAACAAGCUUGACUUUGAGGGCAUCCGUCUCCGCUUGAUGAACGGCGCUUUCGCAGAUGAGGCCUUCCAGACCAUCCCUGCCGGCCAGACCAUCGAGAUUAGCUUUGAUGCUGCCGAGCUUCAUGACCUCACUACUACCGGUGAUUACGACUUCGUUGCCAGCGGCGUCCUCUCCUUCGCUACUACCGACAGAAACGAGGUUGCUGGUGUCAUCCCAUACUCAAGUAAUACUAUCACCGCCAAAGUCGAUGGUGAGGAGGCUGCUAAAGUCCGCUCGGCCUUUGUGAAGCGCACUUCCGUCCAGUCCGACUGCACUGGCAGCAAGCUCACCGCCACACGAAACGCCGUUACUAACUGCCGCUCUUUUGCCUCUCGUGCCUCGUCCGCUGCCCUUAGCAACACCGCCAAAGUCCAGGAGUACUUCAAGUCGACCUCCGUUGGCUCCACCGUCGCCUCCGUCUUCGCUCGAGUGGUCUCGGAGUGCGGCAGCACCAGCAGCGGUAGCUCCCGAACCUACUGCAGCGAUAUUUACGGGGCCUGCUCUAGCAAUGUCUUGGCCUACACCCUCCCCUCCAACAGUUACAUCGUCAACUGCCCCUUGUGUGCAUUGCCCGCUACCACGGGCACCUGCCACGCUCAGGAUCAAGCCACAACCACCCUCCACGAGGUCACCCACUUGAACUCCGUUGCCGGCACUGACGACUUGGGAUAUGGCUACGCUGCCGCUACCCGUCUCAGCUCAUCCCAGGCUCUUAACAACGCCGACUCCUACGCCCUCUUCGCCAACGCUAUUGCCGUUGGCUGCUAAGUGCGUUUCGCAUGUUUUCGGGAUCCGGGGCCUUUCUCGUUGAAGAAUGGAUGACAAAAUGAGGAUUGUGAUGACGACGCCGAUGAUGAAGAAAAUGAUAAUGAAUUUAAGGUGUAACUUAAAGUCAUGGCAUAACUGUCUAGAUAGAACCAGUCUACCUCAAAAGAGCCGUAAAUGCUUGGAUACCCUAGGCGCUCUUACGCUAAAGUUUUUGACUGCCUUAUAUGUUUACUAUGAGUGUGCCACCCAUUAUGAGCCAUGAUUUUGAGUAUUAUAUCCAACUAUCCUUAAGAAUCAAAGAGGAAGAAUAGCAA